CACUUUGUGCCUGCCCAGACGACUGCUUCCUCUGCCACCAUUCUGGCUCCACGCUGAGACAGUGACCAUCCAUUACGGGUCUGUGCCACAGUGUGCCAGUCGGCUCCAGCAGGCAGACAGUAUCUUCUGUGACCUCAUCAUCAUGAGACAGUGCCUCUGGUGGAGAAAGCAGCUGCUCCUCUGAAGAUGAAGGAGACAUUCAGUGUGAGAUUCUGGAGAAGCAGAGGGAUGAAGCCAAUCAGAAGCUAUCUGAGAUGGAGGAAGUGUCCUCUCAGCUGUUGAAGGAGAUGGAAGUUCUGGAGAUGCAGUUCCAGAUUGAACGCUCCUGCAGGGAGAGUGCAGAGGCCCUGGCUGUCAAGGUGACCAAAGACAACAAGGUUCUGAAGAGGAGGAGCCAGGCUCUGCUGCCAUUCAUCCCAGAGCUUCCUGAAAACCUGGAGGCUGACCUUGGGGUCGAUCCCGACCCUGAUGGGGACAGCGGGGAGGAUGCCGUGCUGCAAGGACAGGCCCAGAUAAGAGAACUGCAGGCCUCGGUGGACCAGCUGCUGGGGGAGAAGCUGCGGCUGUGUGAGCAGGUGGAGGCCCUGAGGGCAGAGCAGAUCCAGCUCAAAGAACAGCUGGCCCUAGAGAUUGAUGAGAGAGAGGCCAUACUGAAGAAACUGUCCAAACAGAACAAGACCAUGAAUAAGAUGAAGAGAGUGUCCCAGCUUGUGACAGAGGAGUUCACAGAGGUUAGUCAGAAACUGGAGCUGGAGGAGGGCCUCAGACAGCACGCAGAAGUUUUCGCCCACCAGGUGUUGGUGAAGCAGAAGCAAACCCAGAGACAGAGCAUGGUGCAGCAGCAGAGUUCAGAGACAAGUAUGCAGCUCCAACAGGCUCUGGAACAGGUGGCCCACAUCAACAGUACCUUACAGGACAUACAGCUCUACUACCAAAACCAGGUGAAGCAGACCCAGUGUGCUCUGGAGGAGAGCAGUGUUCUGUCUGAGCUGCAGAUUGUCAGAGGCCAGCUGGAGAGCAGUGAGAAGGAGAGGAGGACCAUGGAGACCCAGCUAAGGGAGGCGCAGAUCACUGCCGCCCACCUCCAGGGAGAAGUGAAACAUCUCCAGGAUAGGCUGAAAGACACAGAGAAAGACCAGGUUUCCAAAGCUGACCAACCAGUGGAGGACAACUCAACCACUGCUCCUCCUCCUCCUCCUCCUCCUCCUCCUCCUCCUCCUCCCCUGCCCCCAACUCCCCCCAGCACUGUUGUUGAUCAACUUGUCGUCCUGCGCAACAAGAGGAAGGAGUCAGUCAACAACACUGAUAAGAAUAAGCCAGAUCCUUCUGUGGACAUGAAGACCCGAGCGGUGGAUGAGAUGAUGGAGAGGAUAAAGAAAGGCAUCGUCCUGAGACCCACCCUGAGACCACAGCCUGGAUCAGAAGAUGACAGUGCCUGGAGGGACCAUAGGAGUGAGAAGAGAAAGUCAGCCGUGCUGGAUCUAAAAGGAAUGCUGGAUACCAUGAAACGCCCAGGCCACAGGAGGGCGGGGUCACGGAAGAGGAUAAGCCGAAACAUAGGGGAGGCGGAGCUACAUCUGGUGCUACUGAGGAGGAGGCGGGCCAUGGGGGAUGGACAGGACACCCCCGGCCCCUCCCCAACCCCCUCCCCAGCCCCUCCCAUCACCAAAAUCCAAGGUCCCCAGUCGGGUGGCCCAGCAGCAGGUGCCCUUCUCUUCACAGGAGAUCGUGGCAGCACCCCCGUGCUCAGGAGGCUCCAGCAGAACAGAGAGAAGAGGAACUCUCGUAUCAGAGCAUCAGAACUGAUCAUCUGCCAGGAGGAGAUCUGAUACUUGGGAAAGGGAUGAUUAGUGUUAGGAUACUGUCCCACAGUGUUUCCCAAACCUCUCCUGGAGUACCCCCAGCCAGUCAACUGAUUUGAUGUAUUCCAAGCACAGCUGACGUAAAUGUCAUCUUACCUUUAAUCAUCAAACCCCUCAUUAGUUAAAUCAGCUGGUUAGUUUUGGAAUACAUCAAAUGUGUGGACUGGCUAGGGGUACUGAAGGAGAGGUUUUGGGAACACUGUUGUAACACAAUCAUAUUGAUGCACUGUAUAUUUUAAUGUAUAGAUUUAUAUGGUUAGUGCUGAGCGAUUAGGGCUUUUUGAGGUCAGUUUGGUUUCUAAAAAAAUAAUCACAUUUUCAAUUUCGGUUUAGCAUUAAAACAUUUUUUUUACAAUAAAUGAAUAAUGUUGGUUGAAUGCUGUAACAAAACAGAAUAAAUCAAAUGAUGGUAGUAACGUCCCAUUACUAUCACUUAUAAGGCU
Salvelinus sp. IW2-2015 is the source of this 2305-nucleotide messenger RNA. Its product is annotated as shootin-1. NCBI's taxonomy places the organism in Eukaryota, Metazoa, Chordata, Actinopteri, Salmoniformes, Salmonidae. The record is from RefSeq and is a predicted model, not a curated record. Gene Ontology annotation, cellular component: cell leading edge; axonal growth cone; cytoplasm. Gene Ontology annotation, biological process: neuron projection morphogenesis; positive regulation of neuron migration.